Messenger RNA from Ipomoea triloba (trilobed morning glory), 2822 nucleotides. RefSeq lists its product as uncharacterized. NCBI's taxonomy places the organism in Eukaryota, Viridiplantae, Streptophyta, Magnoliopsida, Solanales, Convolvulaceae. The coding region runs from base 310 to 2385 and encodes 691 amino acids. The transcript is spliced from 7 exons. The record is from RefSeq and is a predicted model, not a curated record.
CUCACUCUCUCAUGUGACACACCCGAGAUAAGCAUGCCCCGUCCGCUCUCGCAGUCACACAACAGCAAGUUCACAUUAACAUCGAGGGGUGCUUCUGUAAUUUCACAUGCUAUCUAAACUCUAAAUCUACGCACACAGACAAUCGGCCGUUUGUCUGAUCCACUUUCCGGCGACGCGGAAAUCUCUCCGUUUGUCCACAACCUCCACACUCGCCUUUCAACAUCUUCAGGACUCCCCUAUCAGCACACUAAAACGCGACUACACUCUGUUGCAUUUGUACAGGGUGGUAGUGCACUGUACAAUGCACCAAUGGCUCAGUACCGACAAUCGGGAUACGGCAAUGGCGGCGGCGGAUUCGCUCGGAAUGGUGGAGUCGCACCGGAUCACGUGCCGAUUGUGACUCGCCACUCCACGCACAAGCAGCAGCAGCAGCAGCCGCCGCGGCAUGCUCACCAACACCACCGUCGGUUUAAGGUUCGCAAGAUCUCGAUCGGUGCUUUCGUCGUCAUUCUCUCCGUCGCCUUCACCGUCUCCGUCGUUGCUUUUCUGUAUAUUACUUCCCAAAAUAAAGAAUUUAAUCAAAGUCAUUCUCAGGAUGAUGACAUUGAAGAAGAUCUGGAUUUUCUUACCAACGUGACACGGACACAAGGACAGAAGGUACAUUUUGGACAUGGAUCAGUUAAACAGGGCAGGGAUUCCCGAUAUUGGGACAGGGAUGACAGGAGAAGAGACAAUGAUUAUAGUGAGGAGGAGUUGGAAAGGAACCGCAAUGUCACCCAGGAUAAGGUCCAAUCUCCUCCAAAGGGAAAGAACAGUGAUGAGAAGUCUUCAAGUUCUGAAUCUGUUAAAGAUUUGGAUCAUAGAGGCAAAGGCUUAUACAAUGAAGCUGGGCGUGAUGAACUAAAAGUGUAUGAAGCUAAAUAUCAGGCUUCUUUAGACAGUAUUGGCCAAUCACAAGAGGGAAAUAUCACGGAGAACCAUCCAUCUGAUAUUAUAAAUAAUGGAACAAAGAGUGAGACGAUAGACAUUGAUAAAGACAAUUCAAACACGGAAGAAUAUGAUGAGUAUGACCGUGAAGAUGGGGACUAUUCUACUACUGUUGGUGUGAAUAACAUACAUUCUUUUGGUAAACAUGAUGCUGGGAUAAAGAAUAAAGGUUUUAAAGAGGCUGGUAAAGCUUCCACUGUUUCGUCUAAUGAUCAUCCCUUCUCAAAGUCUCAACAUUUCAAAGGUAGCACAAAUUCAAUCCAUGACAGUCAGGAUGCAAGGACUGCAUCUGAAAAGCGACCAGCUUCAAGGAAGAGAUCAAAGCGGCGCUCUUGUGAAAUGAAACUGUUGAACUCUUCUGCACUGCUUGUAGAACCUUUAGAAAGUCGAAAAUUUGCAAGGUUUUCUUUACAGUACACAGAAAGAGAGGAUAAGACUGUUGGAGAUGAAACAUGGGAACCAAGAUUUGCUGGACAUCAGAGUAUGCAAGAGAGGGAAGAAUCUUUUCUUGCCCACAACCAAAAGAUUAACUGUGGUUUUGUCAAAGGCCCUGAAGGAGCUCCAUCUACAGGUUUUGACUUGGCUGAGGAUGAUGCAAAAUACAUUAGUAGUUGCCACAUUGCUGUUAUAUCAUGUAUAUUUGGAAAUUCAGAUCGUUUGAGAAUGCCAGCAGGCAAAAUGAUCUCUAGAACAUCCAGGAAAAAUGUUUGCUUCGUUAUGUUUGUGGAUGAAGCUACUUUACAAUCUCUCUCAUCAGAAGGGCGAAUGUUGGAUAGCAUGGGCUUCAUCGGUUUAUGGAAAAUUGUGUUAGUGAAAAAUUUGCCUUACACUGACAUGCGGAGAGUGGGAAAGAUACCAAAACUUUUAUCACAUAGACUUUUUACUUCAGCCAGGUAUUCGAUUUGGUUAGAUAGCAAACUAAGAUUGCAGCUAGACCCGCUUUUGAUCUUGGAGUAUUUUCUCUGGCGAAAGGGUCAUGAAUAUGCUAUUUCCAAUCACUAUGACCGGCACUGUGUCUGGCAGGAAGUUGCUCAAAACAAGAAACUAAACAAGUACAAUCAUAGUGUCAUAGAUGAACAAUUUGAAGUCUACAAGGCUGAUGGACUAAAACAAUUUGAUGCUUCGGAUCCUGACAAGCUUCUUCCAAGCAAUGUACCUGAAGGAUCUUUUAUUGUAAGGGCUCAUACACCAAUGUCCAACUUAUUUUCUUGCCUUUGGUUUAACGAGGUCGAUCGGUUUACACCUCGUGAUCAGCUCAGUUUUGCAUAUACAUACCACAAGCUGAGAAGGAUGAACCCCGAGAAACCUUUCUAUCUCCAUAUGUUCAAGGACUGCGAGAGGCGAAAGAUAGCUAAAUUGUUCCGUCAUCGAUCUAAUCUGAUGAGAGGAGGAAGAUGAUCUCCCAAAGAGAGACGGAGUAGACUCUGGAGACACUAAAUUUUGGUGGAUAGUUGAUUGAUUGAUUGAUUCAAGCUGGUGUAUAAAGACAUGCCAAUGUGCUAUAUAUUACCUGUAAUACAUAUUGUAUAGUGCAAUCCCCGAUGAAGAGGGGAUACAUUUCCAGAACCACGACUUUACGGGCUCCCGCUUUAUGGAAAUUAGAGAAGAUCAGCAUCGGAGAUUCGGAGCCUCCAUUAUGGCUCUUAAAGUUUCAUUCAUUGCCUUCAGCCUACCAGGUGAGGCACCCCCAUAUCUUUUCACAUGUAUUUAACUAUUUACCAAUGCCAUGGUUCUUGGUGCACUGUAUUUUUUUUAUAAACUGAGUGUCAUAUUUGUUGUUCGUUUAUUGAUAAUGGGCAUUUAUUCAAGUUUUCAUAGUUUUAUUUGAUUAAUGA